AUGGACAGCAUUUUGAAAGCCAAGCCAAUUGAACGAGCCACUAUAUCAUCUAUCAAACGAACUGAUACUGAUGCUUGCCGGGAACCUGAGACCUUUGCAAAUUGCUUGACCCCCUUUCCCUAUAUUCGCGAUGUCGCAUCUUAUCAACCAUUGGCAAUAAUUUGGGCGGCUGAUCACGGAAAUGAGAAUACAGCUCGAAAAUCACUGCAAGCAGGAUCCGAGUUUGGCUACUACUCUUCAAACGCCGUUGUGUUUGGCGGUGGAAAUGGUAACGAUGCAGUCUUCAAGUAUGUCUCGCUUAUUUUGACACUGCUGACCUAA
Molecule: messenger RNA, 321 nt
Organism: Penicillium longicatenatum
Lineage: Eukaryota; Fungi; Ascomycota; Eurotiomycetes; Eurotiales; Aspergillaceae
Exons: 2
Coding region: 1-321 (106 amino acids)
Source: RefSeq, a predicted model, not a curated record